Messenger RNA from Pseudomassariella vexata, 972 nucleotides. RefSeq names its product tetrapyrrole biosynthesis, uroporphyrinogen III synthase. The coding region runs from base 1 to 972 and encodes 323 amino acids. The transcript has a single exon. The record is from RefSeq and is a predicted model, not a curated record. Gene Ontology annotation, molecular function: uroporphyrinogen-III synthase activity. Lineage: Eukaryota; Fungi; Ascomycota; Sordariomycetes; Amphisphaeriales; Pseudomassariaceae. Gene Ontology annotation, biological process: uroporphyrinogen III biosynthetic process.
AUGGCCUCCCCCGAGACCGACCCAAACAAAUCGCCUAUCCUUCUCCUCAAAACCAAAUCCAUGCCUGCCGACGCCUACCAAGACCUCUUCUCGACCCCGCCUAGCCGCGGCAACAUCUCCUUCGAACCCAUCUUCGUUCCUGUACUACAGCAUCGUUUUGAAGAACAGGGCCAGUCACAACUCCGCGCCCUGCUCGAACAGAAACGCAUUAGCGCCUCUCGAGACGCCGCGUACGGGGGACUGAUCUUCACGUCUCAGCGCGCCGUGGAGGUCUUCGCCACGCUGGUUGAGGAUGGGCUGCAGAAAAAUGACAACAGUAGUGAAGAGCAUGGCAGUAAGACCUGGCCACACCUCCAAGACGUACCGCUCUACUCCGUCGGUCCGGCAACAACCCGCGCCCUAAAAUCCAUCCCGCAAGACCCGCCUCUACAGAUCUUCGGCGAGCACACGGGCAACGGCGAUGCGCUGGCGGCGUAUAUACAAGAGCACUACGGAUCAUUGUACGCGGGACGCAACCCCAAGCCGCCUCUACUCUUUCUCGUCGGGGAGCAGAGAAGAGAUAUCAUCCCCAAAACGUUGAUGGAUGAGCGUUUGCCUGUGGACAACAGGAUUCAUGUGGACGAGAUGGUGGUAUAUGGUACCGGGGUCAUGGAGAGCUUCCCGGGGGAUUUGAACCGGGUUUUGGAGAGGACGGCGGAUCGGGGUGCGACGAGGUGGUUGGUGAUUUUUUCACCGACGGGCUGUGAUGGGAUGUUGAAAGGAUUGGGAAUGUUGGACGAGGAGACGGGGAAAGUUAGACACCUGCCUCGGGAAGAGGACAAGCAGACGAAUACAUACAUCGCGAGUAUUGGGCCUACGACGAGGAAUUACCUUAAGCGAACGUUUGACUAUGAGCCGGAUGUGUGUGCUGAGAAGCCCAGUCCGGAAGGGUUGUGGGAGGCGAUUACGACGUUUAUGGAAAGUAGGAAAUGA